GCAUUACUUUUUUUUUGUUUUAUGUGAGCAAAUCCUCCACUGGCGGUUUUGAAGCGGCUUCAAAUCGACUUUGAUUCCUUAACACAUUAUUCUCGUAAUGGCCGACAACUCCAUCAAAAUCUUUACGGGAAACUCUCACCCGGAGCUCGCAAAGUUGGUGGCUCGACGCAUUGGCCUCGAACUUGGCAAAGUCAAUGUCUUGAAGUACUCGAAUCAAGAAACUUCAGUGACUAUUGGAGAGUCCGUCCGUGACGAGGACGUCUUUAUUAUUCAAAGUGGAUGUGGCGAGAUUAAUGAUAAUCUUAUGGAGCUUCUCAUUAUGAUCAAUGCCUGUAAGACGGCUUCCGCUCGCCGUAUCACUGCCGUCAUUCCUUGCUUUCCUUACGCUAGACAAGACAAGAAGGACAAAUCACGAGCACCUAUUACUGCAAAGCUUACAGCCAAUAUGCUGACUGUUGCUGGUGCCGAUCAUGUCAUUACCAUGGACCUUCAUGCUUCACAGAUCCAAGGUUUCUUCAAUAUACCUGUGGAUAAUCUUUAUUGUGAACCUUCCAUGAUCAAAUACAUUCGCACGUGCAUUCCCGAGUGGACCAACGCCAUUAUUGUUUCUCCAGACGCUGGCGGAGCCAAAAGAGCCACCUCGAUUGCCGAUCGCCUCAAUUUAGAUUUCGCUUUAAUCCACAAAGAAAGAAAGAAGGCCAAUGAGGUAUCUCGUAUGGUCCUCGUUGGAGAUGUUCGUGGCAAGAUUGCUAUUCUUGUUGACGAUAUGGCUGAUACCUGCGGAACUCUUGGUCUCGCCGCAAAAACCUUGGUUGAAAAUGGUGCUGAGAAGGUUUAUGCCAUUGUUGCUCAUGGCAUUCUAUCUGGCAAAGCCAUCAAGGUUAUCAAUGAGUCAGUGAUUGAGAAGAUGGUCGUGACAAAUACCAUUCCUCAUGAUGAAAAAAUGUCGAUAUGUCCAAAGAUUGAUAUCAUUGAUAUCUCGGCAACAUUGGGAGAAGCCAUUAGGAGAACGCACAAUGGCGAAUCUGUAUCAUAUCUGUUUUCCAAUGUGCCAGAGUGAGCCAGACGAAAAUCUUUAUUAAAAAAAAAAACAAGUAUCCAGCUUUAACCCAAUUCCAAGCCAUC
Molecule: messenger RNA, 1125 nt
Organism: Umbelopsis ramanniana AG
Lineage: Eukaryota; Fungi; Mucoromycota; Umbelopsidomycetes; Umbelopsidales; Umbelopsidaceae
Exons: 4
Coding region: 98-1060 (320 amino acids)
Biological process (GO): ribonucleoside monophosphate biosynthetic process; purine nucleotide biosynthetic process; 5-phosphoribose 1-diphosphate biosynthetic process
Cellular component (GO): ribose phosphate diphosphokinase complex; cytoplasm
Molecular function (GO): magnesium ion binding; ribose phosphate diphosphokinase activity
Source: RefSeq, a predicted model, not a curated record